Aedes albopictus (Asian tiger mosquito) is the source of this 1213-nucleotide messenger RNA. RefSeq lists its product as uncharacterized. The coding region runs from base 48 to 1169 and encodes 373 amino acids. The transcript has 3 exons. NCBI's taxonomy places the organism in Eukaryota, Metazoa, Arthropoda, Insecta, Diptera, Culicidae. The record is from RefSeq and is a predicted model, not a curated record.
CAUCGUCCAUUCAAGGGAACCUAUUGUUUUUCUGUGAUCAACGUGCGAUGAUGGACCCGAAGACACAUCUCGAACCCCGACAUCGUGAACUGCUGCGGUCGGAAACCCGCUGGGACAGACAACGCCAGCGGAAGGCCGAACUGGACAUCAACCGAGCCGGCCUCGGGGAACUACUGCACGAAGUGCAACAGAUCGAGAAUUUGUCCGGUCAGGAUAUCAAAGGCCUGGCGUCCAGGAUCAAACGGCGCAAGCAUGCCGACACCCAGGAUUUGAUCAAACUGAGCUAUGGGUUUCAGCAGAGUGGCGACAACAUUUCCGAGUUUGUCCGGAUAACCGGUGCCAUCAAUGUGCUGGUGAAGGAAUUUACCGGUCACGAUUCGGACUUGCAGCUGUUGGCCGGUGAGUGCCUGUGCAAUUUGACGCUGGGGGAUGAAGUGUGCUGCGAAAAGGUGGCCACGUUUGCCGGGACGUAUUUGAUAACGUUUCUGGAAAAUGUUAACAAUAGAAGGCUGAACCAUCUAUGCAUAUGGACGAUACAGAACAUAGUUUCAUCCGGAAAGAAAGCUAUGCAGAUUCUCCAUUCACAAGGUGUCACUGCUACGUUGACUCGAUUGUUGGAAGAAACUGAAAAUAGUGAACUACUCACGGAAGUACUACCGGCCUUAAGUUUGAUAUUGGAUUAUGACGACCAGUUUAUAAGUGUGGAGCAAAUUAUGGCGACGGUACUACCUCAACUAGUCACGAAAAGUCCUCAAUCAGGGACUUUAAAACUGAUUUACCUCGGACUUACGUUAACUGGAUUCGAAACAUUCGAUACUUCGACAGCUCCACUGAUAAUUAGGCACUGUGUGGAGUAUGUAGCAUCAACAUCCCAUAAGAGCGAAAAUCAUACCGGAACUCUGCUCGUAGUACGAAUUCUAACGAACCUGGUAGCAAAGAACGAUAUUAAUUCGGAGCAACUACUUAUAGAAUGCCAGGAACUUCGGGUUAAAUUAAGUAGUAUUUUUAAUUUUUGUUCCGAAAAUGGUCACGACAAAAUUUGUAAGGAAUUACUCUGGAUGUUUGGGAAUGUCUACAAAAGCAUUCCCAAGCAAGUGAAAGAAGAGUACCUAUUGUAUGAUAAUUUUGUCCAUGAACUUGUAGUGCCAAAGGAUCUGCUGAAGUCGUGAAGAGGGUGAAGAGCAAUAAAUAUUGUUAUUAAAAUCAAACAUAA